Molecule: messenger RNA, 6199 nt
Organism: Drosophila eugracilis
Lineage: Eukaryota; Metazoa; Arthropoda; Insecta; Diptera; Drosophilidae
Gene: Rgl
Product: ral guanine nucleotide dissociation stimulator-like 1
Exons: 6
Coding region: 2917-5259 (780 amino acids)
Biological process (GO): Ras protein signal transduction; positive regulation of GTPase activity
Cellular component (GO): plasma membrane
Molecular function (GO): guanyl-nucleotide exchange factor activity
Source: RefSeq, a predicted model, not a curated record
AUGGAAGUUAACGAUCGUUGGCCAAGUGGUGAAAAGUUAAAACCUAAAAAAAGCAAAAAGGGAUAUAUCAUCCAAAAUAUAAUCACUAAACACUACAAAAACUAAUCAGAUUCUUACAAAAAAUCUUUAUAGUUUAUGGAAUUUUCCUCUACCUUAACAACAUAAUAAAGUUUUAGCAACAUGACAAAUCCAUCUCAAGAUAAAUUGAUAUCAAAAGCUAUCAUUUUAUAGAACUGCUUGCGUGUUACCGCCGAAAAACACGUUCGAAACGAGUGUUAAAGUGACAAAGAAGAAAUCACAGAAAUGGGAAUCGAACAGAAAUGGGAAGAAAAGACAAAAACUAAGAAUUAAAAAGACUACGUUUUCGCCUUUUUUUUUUGGGCUAAUAAAGCAAUUUGAUAUCGUAAGGCAGAACACUGAGAACUACAGCAGAGUGAGAUCAUGAUUGCAAUCGUAAGAGCGAGAGCAAGGCAUGGAGAGCAAAAAGAGAGAAACAACAAAAAAGAGAGUGGGAGAGAGUUGAUUUAGUUUAAGCCAGGCCAAAAAAUGAAUGCCAACCGAUUCCCAAUUUCCAUUUGUCAAUAAAGCCCAGCAACAACAAACAGUUAGCCCAUAUAUCACUGUUCUGGAAUAUAUAUAUAAACAUAUAUAGAUAUUCUUAUAUCGUUUAUGGAUUCAAGCUCAGCUGUGUGGAGGUGUAAGAUACGAAAAAAAAGGCGAAAUGAAAAAUAAAAAACAGCCAGCAGUUUCGCAAAAAUAAAGCUCGUCAAGAGGAGAGAACAAAAGUGAGCGAAAUGCUGACGUCGAGCAGCUUGUUUAAACUUUUGUUUUAAAUUUAAAUUGCUAAUGAAUUGAUGAUGUCUUAUAGUUCUAAGAACUUACAAUGGGGAGAUAGCAGAUGUAGGGAUCCGCAACUUAUAAUUAAGAGCUGAACUUGGCAAUAAAAAUGCACAGCCAGAAAUAUUUUAGCUUAAUUAAUUAAAGCUAAUUUUCAUAAAAAUUAUUCAGCUUUAUGAUUUAUCCUUUCUUUAUAAUAAGUACAUUUCUUUGCGUCUUUUAUAUCAUGAAAAUGUUAUAGUACAAAGUAUUUCUUUCUGUGCAUCUCAUCUUCUUCUUCUUGCUAUGGGGCUUUGAGAAGGGUCACUCACAGCUCAAGGUAAUCAAGGUUGAUGAUUGUUCAAGUUUUGUUUGGUUUUUGACCAAACAGACUUGCCCCUAAUGACACUGAAAUGUGAAUCUUUAGAUCUCUUUUAAAAAAGUUAUUAAAGCUUUUAAAUUGAGCAUAUUAAUGGGCUACCCAAAUGUACUUUAUUUUAGAAACCGUUGGAAAAAAUGUAUAAUAGUCAAGUAGGUGAAUUUUUGUGGAAAUAACUUACUUGUUUAGGGAGAAUUUAUUUUAUACUACAUUAUGAGUUUAUAAAUUAUAUUAAACUUAGAAAUUAGCUAGAAUAAAACUCAUUUCCUAUCUUUGCUUGAUUAAGCAGAAUUUGUACUUUAAUCAAGAAUAUUUUCAAAAUAAUUUAGAACUUAAUAAACAAAAAACACAGCUUACGAAAUUCGCUGCUGAUAAAUAUGUUUUCUCUCCUCAAAACUCAAAAACAUCUGAUUUUAGGUUCUGCCCAAAAAAUUCUCUCAGAUUUUGUAUCUUUCUACGUUUUGGCAAGCCCCUAAAUGUUAACGAUAUUCGUCUACCUGUUCUUCGUUUGUUUUGUUUUGUUUUCCCUUCUUCGGCAAGGUAUUGUCUGGCCAAACAUUUUCCGCAUUUUUUCAGGUGCGUCUCAGUGAACUAUUCAGAACACAUACUCAUACAAAGGCAUACAGGUAGAAGCAUAAACUAGCAAAAAAAAAAAACCAACGGCUGUGCUAAAAAAAACUUUCAUUAAUGUUAUUUCUGCUUUGCGCUAGCUAAAAUAUUUUGCGGCAAGCCGCUAUCUUUUGCCCUGCUCUUUCCAUCGUAACAGCGAUUACGAGUCGUAAAAAAGAAAUCCAUCAUUAGGUGCUGUCAACUUCAUAGCCGAUGUCACUUGGGUGGAUUGGCACAGUGGGGUAUGCAGAAUAUAUUCUAGAGAAAAUAGGAAAUACUUUCGGAUUUAUUUUCUCUUACUGUAUUUACUGAUCUUGUCUAUGAUAAUAUCAUAAAGUGCUAAAGAAUUAACUAUCCUGCAGUAAAGUCACGGGAAAUUUAUAAAAACGAUACAAAAAUCAAAGGAAAAUUCGUUGCCAGUAUUUUCACAACGCGUCCCACUGUAGCUCUGAAGCGAAUAUCGUAAAUCAGUUGCGCGCCACGUUCAAGCCGGAUUCAUUUUUAUUCCGGUGGCUCUGCUGCUCCACAGCGGGUUAGUUGUUGCUGGGCGGUCGCUAGCGCUUGGUCUCCGCGGUCUUGGCUUCUAAGCCUCUGGAAUGCCAACAAUGUGUGUUGUGCGUUCGGUUUUGGUUCACUUUUAACUGAUUUUUUUUGUAUUUUUUAUUGACCGUUUCAUUUACGGGGCUGCUGCUGCCGUUGUUGUACUUUCCAUAAAGCUAAAAUAGUUUUCACCCGAAUGUUUGGUCGCUUUCUUGCAGUUUGGUAACAAAAUGGAAAAGAAAACUUGAAAUUUGUGUCGAUACGAUUGCAAGUUUGGUCGCGUAUCUUGCAGAUACACAUCCGCUUGUCCAAGCGAAUUGCACAACCCAAAUAAAAUAACAAAAAAAUAAAUAAGUAAACGCGUUACACGUGUCCAAGUGUGUUCGAGUCUUUGUUCGUCGUUAGCUGUGCCAAGCCAAAAUGCCCGUAUCCAAUAGAUACCACCAGUCAUCAUCGCUACUAUCAUCAACCACUUCACCACCAACGGCAAUUGCAUCGCACCAGAUUUCAAGCAGCACGCAGCAUUUUGAAGUAAUUGCAGCAUCUGGCCAUCGUCAACGCUGCGGAAUAUAAUGAGUCAAAAUGUGGCCGAUAGUUUGCCCACGUGGCGCCUUUGGGGCGAAGAGCACGAGAAGAAUGCAAUUUUCACCGUUUACCUGAAGAAGGUGCGAUACCACCGACCCACGCCCACGGCCAGUAAUGACUCUGACGAUGAGAUUUCCCAUCUGGAGUGGGAGACAGUGCGAGUGCGCUUCGUAAAGGCGGCCACAUUGGCUCGAUUGGUGGAGGCCUUGGCCACUGACGAUGGAGAGCUGGAGUCCACUUUUAUCAACGUCUUCCUGUCUACAUAUCGCACCUUUUCCACGCCCAAGCAGGUGCUUAGUCUGCUGACGCAACGCUACGAUGCUCUGCAUGAGAAGCAUCUGGAGGAGGUGGAUCAGGCGCAGGAGAAUGGCCAGAUUAUGGAUCCCGCCUAUGAUCCACAUGCCUCCAUUCAUGAGCAGCACAAGAAAACCCUAGUCUCAGCGCUGCAUGUUUGGCUAGAUGGAUUCCCAGAGGACUGGCAUGAGGAUAACCUGCAGCAGAUCUUGGCCUUUGCCACCAAGCGACUGAAAAGAUCCGAUCUGCAUAUCAAGGUACUAAAUCGUCUGGAGCGGCUCAUCCGACAGUCUGUCUAUGGUAAUGGCGGAGGAGGUGGUGGCGGCGGCGGCGGUGGUGUCUCAGAGAGCAAUGGUCUAUCAUGGCUUUCGGCAGCGGGCUCCCAGCAAAUGCAACAGUUCAUGAUUCCCACGCACUAUGGCUCAUCGUAUGACCUGACGGAUCAGUUCAAUGGCUUGUAUCUGGCACCAAUGGGUCAUGGGCCCAUCUAUCGUGGACCCACCCAUUUCCUGCAGGCCUUCCGUUUCCCUCACGUACCCGUUAGACAUUUUGCCGAGCAGCUUACCCGUAUGGAUACAGAACUGUUUAAGCGACUGAUUCCCCACCAAUGUCUGGGUCAUACGUGGGCACGUAGGGAUAGUGGAGGAUCAGAGACUGUGGUGGCCACCAUCAAUCAGUUCAAUGCGGUGCUCUUUCGGGUGGUGUCUAGCAUACUGAUUGAUCGCCUGAAACCUCAGGAGCGCGCUCUUAACAUUUCCCGAUGGAUUGACAUUGCCCAGGAGCUGCGCAUGCUCAAGAACUUCAGUUCACUCAAGGCCAUCAUUUCGGCCCUUAAUUCGAAUUCCAUAUACCGCCUCUCCAAGAUCUGGGAAGUACUGCCUAAAGAAAGGAUGGAAGUCUUUACGGAGCUGGCGAAUAUUUGCUCGGAGGAUAACAAUGCUUGGACACUGCGGGAAGUGCUGAAACGUGAAGGCACAGCUAAGAAUCCGGAUCCGGGUAGCGAUCAGAGCGAUAGGCAUCUACAGAAGUUAAUUCUGAAUUUGGGAACGCAAACAUCUCACGGAACGAUACCCUAUCUGGGUACUUUCCUCACCGACCUGACCAUGAUUCAUACGGCCAAUCCGGAUUAUCUUACCGAAAAUAAUCUGAUAAACUUCGACAAAAAGAGGAAGGAGUUCGAGGUGCUGGCACAGAUAAAGUUGCUCCAGGGAGCAGCCAAUACAUAUAAUCUUCAGGCGGAUGCACUUUUCGAUCAUUGGUUUAACUCGAUGCCGGUGUUUGAUGAGCGAGAGGCCUUUGAGUUGAGUUGCCGACUAGAACCACCACCGCCAGCGCCCCGCAAAUCGGUGGCCAGUACAAAUACAUCUUUAACAAAUACGACCGCCUCAUCGACGGCUUCUAUUAUGGGCCAUCGGAAGACUGACUCCAUACACUCCAAUUCGAGCAGCGGAGCAGGAUCGCAGUUCUAUUGCGAACUAAAUAGCAGCACCAGUUCCAGGCAUAACUCCUUGGAUCGGGAUGCCCAUCAUCAGCAUGCCUCUCUAAUGUCCGCCUCGAGUAGCGUGUCCAAUUUGUCAUUGGAUUCCAGUAACUCUGGCGGUCGGCAGUCUGGAAAACUGACACAUUCCCAGUCCAUGGGAAAUGGUCUGAAAUCUCAUGGAAAUGGUACUACCAAUGGAGGGUCACCACAUAUCAAUGCCCAGCUAGUGCAGCCAACGAGUGGAACUCCUCAGUCUGCUCCAGAUUUCUAUAUCAUCAGGGUGACCUAUGAAACGGACAACAUUGAGUUAGAUGGGAUUGUGCUGUACAAGAGCAUUAUGCUGGGAAAUAAUGAGAGAACACCCCAGGUGAUUCGAAAUGCUAUGCUUAAGCUGGGUCUGGAAGAUGAUCCGGAUAGGUUCACCUUGGCGCAGGUUUUACCUGACAAAGAACUGGUAAUGCCGAAGAAUGCAAAUGUCUACUAUGCGGUGAAUACGAAUUACAAUCUCAACUUUAUACUGAGACCGCGAAAGGAAGAGGGCGUGGCUGGUAGCUAGUCCACAGCUGUGCCCCUGUCCCAGCUAUGGUGUCUGGGAUACGAGGGCGAGGAGUGAGGAUUAUAAGGAUUGGAUUUUGGUUAGGAAAACUGUAAAUAGCUAGAGCUUGACUCGCCCAUGACAAAACUGGAUAAACCAAUUUCUAUUUAAGUUUCGUAAUACGUUUAAGUUAUUUAUUGAGAAGCGAAAAGAUAGAUAGAUUUCGAUAACCGAUUAUUUCGAUUAGUUUCUUUUGAUGCAUACCUGUCUGUCAAUUAGAACUUAGUAAACUUUUGUAAUCUCUAAUUUUUCCCAGACUUCGAGUUCGUUAAGUCUAUUGUAAAACCGAAUCCAAAACAUAUAUAUAUUAUAUAGAGACUUUACUGGAAUAAUUGCUGAUAUUUACAUAUAUAUAUAUAUAUAUCUAUAUAUAUAUUACGUAUAUAUAGUUAUAUACAAGAAAUGAUAUUCUAAAUGUGGUACAAUAAUUUGGGAUCUUGAAACGGAUAUUGCGUUGGUUUAUCGAUACCACUUUGAGGUCUUUCAAAAGCAAACAACUAAGCAUAUUUGUAUAGAUGUUUUUACCCACUGUACGUGUAUUAUAAAUACAAAUUUAAUGCUAAGUAAUAAGAUUUGUAACUAUUACCGAGUGGAGUGCACAAAACUUAACUUUAGCUGGUUAAGAUAUUGUAUUUCAGAUUUUGUAAGUUAUCUACAUUGAAAAUUAACGAGAGAAAGAAACAAUUAUAUAGAUAAGUUAGAUUCUACUUCGAUUUAUACAUAUUAAAUAUGACUAUUAUUUAAAAUGCAAACUGAAGUUAAGCUAAGAUUGAGAAAGAGAAGAGGAAAACAGAGUAAUAUUGUAAAUAUAAAAGUGAAAAUGAAUAAUUUGUGUUCUUCUGCAAAAUAAAUUGUACCAAAAGAAAGCAUAUAUCGUAGACUUCUAAAUUUUUUAUGAAUU